GGAACCGGACGGACCAAAAAAACUUGCGCCCCCUUCAACACAGGGAAAAAUACCUUGAUAGUUCACAGGUAGCUUUCAGUUUUUCCCUUUUUUCGUGCGCUGACUAUUCUUCUCUUCUCUUUCCUUGCCUCUCUCUCUACUCUUCAAGGCACUAUACUAUCUCUUCCUCGCAAAUCUCCUUCCUAGCUUUUAACAGUUCAUAUCAGAAUGGCUUUACAAUCAGCAAGCAACCCAACUACCCCUAGUGCCCAAGUGGUUGGAAAUGCUUUUGUUGAGCAAUAUUACCAUAUUCUUCACACCUCACCAGAAUUGGUUUAUAGAUUUUAUCAGGAUUCAAGUGUGCUCAGCCGGCCAGAUGCCAAUGGUGUGAUGACAUCAGUGGGAACCAUGCAAGGUAUCAAUGAGAAGAUACUUUCACUGAAUUUCAAGGACUAUAAAGCGGAAAUAAAAACAGCAGAUGCUCAAAAAUCCUAUAAAGAAGGGGUUACUGUGUUAGUAACUGGAUGCUUGAUGGGCAAGGACAACUUGAAAAGGAAAUUUGCUCAGUCAUUUUUUCUUGCACCACAAGACAAUGGGUAUUUUGUUUUGAAUGAUGUUUUCAGGUAUGUGGAGGACAAUGAACCAUUGGAGAAUCACCCAGAUAAUGGAAUUGAUAACGCCUCAACAGUCCCCUCAAUCCCAGAUUCAGAGCCUUCUCAUGUUCCUAAUCCUCUUGCAUUAGACCCAGCAACAUCAAUUGUGGAAUAAGAUAAAAAGGUUGCUGAGGAAGUUCAUGAUCCUGUGGACUCUGAGAAACAGUUAAUUUAUGAGAAGGAGGUGGUUGUGGAAUCACAAUCUCAUUCUAAUGGGAAUGAUGUUUCUAUAGUUGUUGAAUCAACUUCUGCUACUCAAGAGGACACUCCAAAGAAAUCUUAUGCAUCAAUUGUUAAAGUGCCAAGAGGAAGUUCAGGUCCAACAAAAGUUUAUGUACCCACUUUUGCUGUAAAAGUGAGUUCUAAGAAACGUGAGAAUCACUCUGUGUCAGUAGCACCUGCCACAGAGCCUGAAGCUUCAGUACCAAGUAGCACUGAAACCCCUGAAAGUAGUAAUGCUCAAGAGGAAGCUGAAGCUGAAGGCCACUCCAUUUAUAUCCGUAAUUUGCCCUACAACAUGACGCCUGCUCAGCUUCAGGUAGAAUUUAAGAAAUUUGGACCGAUCAAGCAAGAUGGUGUCCAAGUUAGAUAUAAUAAGCAACAGGGAUACUGUUUUGGUUUUGUUGAAUUUCAUUCUUUGAGCUCAAUGAACAAUGCUAUAAAGGCAUCACCCAUGACCAUCGGAGGGCGUCAAGCAGUUAUUGAGAUAAAGAGAACCUCCACUCGAGUUGGUAGUGGAAGAGGUAGGUUUUCUUCUGGAAGGGCAGGAUUUCGUAGCGAAAGCUUCAGGGGCCGUGGAAAUUUUGGUGGAGGCCGGGGUUUUGUCAGGAAUGAGUUUGGAAACUGGGGUGAAUUUUCUGGUCGAGGGAGGAGUUCAACUGGGAGAGGUGAAGGUUACCAGGAAUGGAGAGGGAGAGGUGGGCGCUCAAGUGUGGCAAAGCAGAAUACUAAUUCUGCGUGAGAUCUAACACCUUGAUUUUUUGUUAACAUAUUUUUGAUAUCAGUAGUGCUCAACACUCGGAAGGAUUAAAGUCUGUUCUGUUUUAGGCAUUCAUUUGAGAAAUAACUUGUGGAUUCUGAAUUGGAGUAAUGUUUGAGAUGAAAAAGCAUUUGCCACAGUUUUAGGAUCUGUGUCAUAGAAUUAGGGUGGGCCCCCAGAAUUUUCCAUAGAUUUUGUUAUAAAUUUCGCUGAUGAUUAAGAUCAUCCUCCAGAUUUGUUUUGUCGUUUUAAUGGCAAAGUUACUUAGUUGUAAUUAUUGGUAGUUGUAAUGAUCCGGAAAUCAAUCAAUUUGCAAGAAUGUCUUGUGAGCUCAA
Hevea brasiliensis (rubber tree) is the source of this 1946-nucleotide messenger RNA. RefSeq names its product nuclear transport factor 2. Gene Ontology annotation, molecular function: mRNA binding. The transcript has 9 exons. Gene Ontology annotation, cellular component: ribonucleoprotein complex; cytosol. Lineage: Eukaryota; Viridiplantae; Streptophyta; Magnoliopsida; Malpighiales; Euphorbiaceae. The record is from RefSeq and is a predicted model, not a curated record.